This is a messenger RNA of Stomoxys calcitrans (stable fly), 2594 nucleotides long. RefSeq lists its product as uncharacterized. Lineage: Eukaryota; Metazoa; Arthropoda; Insecta; Diptera; Muscidae. The record is from RefSeq and is a predicted model, not a curated record. The transcript is spliced from 12 exons. The coding region runs from base 13 to 2238 and encodes 741 amino acids.
UUAGCAUUCGAUAUGAACGAAGGCAACUUUGCGCUCCAACUUCAACUACGACUAGUGGCAUUUGGUGUUCUUCUCAUAAUCACAGGCCCCAGUAGUAUUUGUGGCAAUGCGGCCAUUAUUACGAGCGUAAAUUAUGCCUUUGAGACAUUUAGUCCAUAUGCCCUUAUAAGGUUCUUUGAGUUCAGCGAUAGGGAAUGGAAUAUAACACAGACAUGUUUCAGGGACAUGUAUGUCUAUGUCCAGGGACUACGCAAUGGUGAAUAUUGGGCUGUGAAAUUAUAUGAUGCCACCAGUUAUUAUGCGGGGGCAGCAUUUUCCGGUACCACGGUGCGCUUGCAUAAUCCAAAUUUGUGUCGUUUUCUAUCGCAACAACAUAACGACAUUCAAUUGCAGUAUACGAAUCCUAAUUACAAGCUAUUUGCUUUGCCUUUUGAUGUUCAUUUGAUAUCAGGACAUUUUCUAAUGGAGGUUGGUUAUGACAACUAUUUUCGGUUUGAAAAAGUCCAACAAAUGAUAUGCUUUCCGAAAUCAUGCACCAAUACCGAUCUGGAGCAGAUUUUUGAAGUUUAUCUAUUCCAAACAACUAACUUUGUACGGAACGUUACCUAUGUGAGGCAUCGCAUUGUCACCGAGAAAUAUCGAAUAUACGAAGACUUUAAUUUUUAUAUUUUGGUGAUCAUGAUAUUUGGAUCCCUACUCAUUCACUUGACAGUUCAUUUGUUGAGGAAAUACAUGAUACAAGCCAGUCGGUCAAAUGUAUGCCAAAAUUCAGCUGGAAACAUGGAGGACAAACUCUCACAGGGCAGUAAGCCUUCGCCGGAUAACAUUUUAAUAAAUCUAGGCGAAUGGAAAAGCACCCUGGGCAGUGUGGAUUUGAAACAAUUUACGAUGGCUCGCAUAUCUCGAACUGAACCAGAAAAUACUCCCAUCCAACUUCCUAGCCAAUCCUCCCUUUACUUUGAAGAACUCUUGGAUUCCAUGUCCCUAUCCAAUGUGAUUUACAAUUUGAUACAGUCCACUUCGACUCCUUUAUGUGGCAUGAUGUUUAUAUUUUCCCUGACUUUCAUCCUAUUGCAUUUGAUCAAUGAGUACAGCUUCCUUUCGAAUAAUUUGGAUUUGGGAAUGAUACAAAACAGAGUCAAACAACGAGACGUCUUUUUGAAACGUUCGAUAUUUCUAAUGGAUAUUUAUUUUCUAAUCAAUGGAGCUAAUCUUUCCUAUCACUUCUUUAGCACAUUGCCAAAGGAUAAAUUAUAUGCUUUUGGCCAAUUAAAGCAUGUCCUGAAAUUGAUUAUAUACAAAAUUGUUGGUCUAACACCUUCUUACACCUUUGCUCUUUAUGCCUCGCUGCUUUUGGAUAAAUACUUCUUUUACAAUAUAGCUUUGGAAAUACCCUCUAGGGAUUACAAGAAUUGUGCCCAAAAUCAAAUAUUUAAUAUAUUUUAUAUGGAUACCUUGUUUCCCUUAACGGAAAGGUGCAUGCCUUGGACUUGGUUUAUAGCUUUGAAAAUGCAAUUCUACAUGGGCUCCUGUUUGCUGAUGCUAUUGGUGAAACUACAAUUUUACUAUGCCAUGAUAAUGGGAGCCUCAAUAGUUCUGUUUUCCACAGUUGCUGCUAGUCUAUGGAUUUGGGGCACCACGCAUCAUUAUGGUUACACCACUACUUUAUUGUAUGACUUGACCCAAUUCAAUUUGGUCUUGGAUAAUAUUUGCCUCUUUGUCAUUCCCUAUAUGUUGGGUGUGUAUUUGGGUCACACCAUUCACAGGACAAAUCAUAAUUUGCAAUUGAAUUUGUUUUUCUUCAUAGCAGGUUGGCUUUUGGUGGUUAGCCUCUUAGUGUUCUAUGUGUACGGCACCCAUUUGUUAACUUUGCAUUUUGGUAAAUGGUUGAGAGCCCUGUUUGCUGUAUUGACACAUUUGGUUUGGAACUGUAUUAUAUUUUGGACCAUCAUUAGUGCCUUAUCCAAUUAUGGAGAUUUUAUCUAUAAACUCUUGAGCUUCAAGUAUGCCAAUGCCCUGGAAAAACUCACACCCAUCAAUGUGCUCAUUGCUCCGGUGAUUAUUCGUAUAAUACUGUUUACGGGCGAUGUACCAAUCUUUUGGUCAUCUGGCCAAAUUAUUUCAAUGUUUAUGGGCUGUUUGUUGGCUACCUACAUUUGUUCACUGGCCAUUUACGUUUUAUUGGAUGGACCACUCAUGGCUGCACUUGAAAGUUUACUUGCCAUUCGCAGGGCGUAAAAGAUGUUUUGAAGUUUUGUGGACUUUUAUUGAGUAGGGAAAUAGCUACCGUUUUGAGGGAUUGUGUAAAAUAUUCAUUAUUAUCAUCAAAUGCAAUAUUGCCAUUGGUAAUUCCCGCUUGCUCCACAACAGAUGUAGCAGCCCACAAAAAAUAUUGGUCAAUUUUAGUUACACUCUUGUAAUUUACCAUUGCUGUCAGCAGCAGCAGCUGCAGCAAUUGUAUUUUAUAUUUUGGUUAAAUAAUGCUAAAAUAAAACUCGGACUCUUAUUAUGGCACAAUGCAAUGCAAUAGCCUAUAAUAUAAGCAAAAGUAUUAUAACUAGAAAAUUGUAUCACACAGUGGUAUAAAUAAUAAA